CCAAAUUUCUAAUGAAGUCAAUGAAAACGGACUUAUUUUCUUGUUUGUUAAAGGCGGCGGUGGGAGUAUAAAACCCCUGAGGAUGAGGAGUUUUUUGAAGCAGAGGAAGUCUAAGAAGGAAACAACAAUGGCGUUGAAGUUUUUGAACAAGAAGGGGUGGCAUACGGGAAGUCUCCGCAACAUUGAGAAAGUAUGGAAAGCUGAGCAGAAGCACGAAGCCGAGCAGAAAAAGUUAGAGGAGCUUCGUCUCCAAAUCCAUCAAGAGACGGAGUGUUCUGAGUUUCGCGAAAUCAAGGAACAGGCCGGUCUCGUUCCGAAGAGGCAAGAGAGAGUGGAGUUCAUGUAUGAUUCAGAAUUAUUAACAGUGAAAGAGAAUGCCAGGAGUUCAGGACAUGGUGUUUCGUUUCAGAAUCAAAAUCAGCGAACCAGAGCUGUUGCUCUUACUACUACUACUACUACGAAGCAGAAGCAGUUGGUUCCUGGUGCCUUGUUUGAUGAUGAUAAGACUACUAAGACACACUUAGCCAAUGAUUCUUGGCGCAAAUCCCACUCCGACCCUUUGCUUCUCAUCAGGCAGCAAGAGCAGGCAGCUCGCAAAUCUGUGAAGAGAAAAUUGAGAGGAUGAUGAUGGAGCGAGCGACGUGAGAAAACAUCAGCGUAGAGUGUAAUAGCAUCAGAAUCAAUCUUCAUCUAUUCUUAAGUGUAAAGAAAACACACACUCUGUAAUUGCUUUCUCUACUUUGUGAAACAAUCAAAGCUUUUUAGUUUGAAACAGUAGUUGAAUUUGUAAAUACGCCGUUUGUCUUAUUAUAUCAGUAAUCUUUUCCAUUA
Molecule: messenger RNA, 831 nt
Organism: Camelina sativa (false flax)
Lineage: Eukaryota; Viridiplantae; Streptophyta; Magnoliopsida; Brassicales; Brassicaceae
Biological process (GO): mRNA splicing, via spliceosome
Cellular component (GO): U2-type spliceosomal complex
Source: RefSeq, a predicted model, not a curated record